AUGCUCGCCAAGUCUCUCCUCUUUCUCGCCUCGGCCACUCUGGCCCUGGCCUCGCCUUGUGUGCGAUCCUCGCCUGUCCUUCCCGUCAACGGUGGUGAAAAGGAACUCCCCUCGCCUCCUACCGGCGUCACCCUGAAGCACAUCGCCCUCGGCUUCGGCAUCCAGAACUACACCUGCGCCGACGCCGGAUCUACCGCGGCCGCCACCGGCGCCCUCGCCAUGCUCUACGACAUCACCUACCUGUACCCCAGCCAGAGCCGCAGGUCGCUCAGCAGUGCCGCCUGGCUCACGCUCACCGGUGAUGUCCUCGACAACCACGCCGUUCCCCUAAACAUGAAGACCGGCGCAGGUGCCGUCGGCGCGGACGCCCAGAACCCCUUCACGGCGAGCACCGCCCUCAAGGUCAACAGCCUCGAGAUGCCCUUCCUCGGCCACCACUACUUCAACGCCGCCGGCGUCCCCACCUUCGAUCUCGGCAGCCAGGUCCUCAUCGGCACCAAGCUCGACGCCGUCGCCGCCCCGGCCUCCGCUAACAAAGGCCCCGACGGUACCGGCGCUGUUGCUUGGCUCUACCUUGGCGACGCUGGUGGCAGCAUCGGCGUCAAGUACGUCUACCGCGUUCUCACCGCCGGCGGCAACGCCCACAGCUGCACCAAGGCCGGCGCCGACAGCACCUCGUACACCACCAUGUACUGGUUCUACGGCUAA
Ilyonectria robusta is the source of this 708-nucleotide messenger RNA. RefSeq lists its product as uncharacterized. The transcript is spliced from 2 exons. The record is from RefSeq and is a predicted model, not a curated record. Bases 1 to 708 code for a protein of 235 amino acids. Lineage: Eukaryota; Fungi; Ascomycota; Sordariomycetes; Hypocreales; Nectriaceae.